Saccharomycopsis crataegensis is the source of this 5988-nucleotide messenger RNA. RefSeq names its product trifunctional fatty acid synthase subunit FAS2 (gene FAS2). The record is from RefSeq and is a predicted model, not a curated record. NCBI's taxonomy places the organism in Eukaryota, Fungi, Ascomycota, Saccharomycetes, Ascoideales, Saccharomycopsidaceae. Gene Ontology annotation, cellular component: fatty acid synthase complex. The coding region runs from base 1 to 5988 and encodes 1995 amino acids. The transcript has a single exon. Gene Ontology annotation, molecular function: magnesium ion binding; 3-oxoacyl-[acyl-carrier-protein] synthase activity; 3-oxoacyl-[acyl-carrier-protein] reductase (NADPH) activity. Gene Ontology annotation, biological process: long-chain fatty acid biosynthetic process.
AUGCGUGCUGAAGUCGAACAAGAGCUCGCCCAUACUCUUCUUAUUGAGCUUUUGGCUUACCAAUUCGCCUCUCCUGUCAGAUGGAUUGAAUCCCAAGAUGUCAUCUUGAAAGACUACAAGGCUGAAAGAAUCAUUGAAAUUGGUCCUUCCCCAACCUUGAUUGGUAUGGCCAAGAGAACAUUGAGCAAGUAUGAAGCCUUUGACCAAGCUUUGAACAUCAACCGUGAACUUUUGAGUUACUCUAAUGACAAGGACGCCAUCUACUAUGCUUCAAACGAUGCUCCAGCUCCAAAGGCCGCUGCUCCAACUCCAAAGGCCGCUCCAGCUCCAGCUCCAAAGGCUGCUCCAGCCCCUGUUGCCGCUCCAGCCCCGGCUCCGGUCGCUGCUGCUGCUGGCCCAGUUGCCGAUGAAGGUAUCAAGGCUGCUUUCAUGGUUCAAGUUUUGGUUGCCCACAAAUUGAAGAAACCACUUAGUGAUAUCCCAAUGACCAAGACCAUCAAAGAGUUGGUCAAUGGUAAAUCUACCGUUCAAAACGAAAUCUUGGGUGACUUGGGUAAAGAAUUCGGUGCUACCCCAGAAAAACCAGAAGAUACCCCAUUGCAAGAAUUGGCCGAAAAAUUCCAAGACUCUUACAAUGGUCAGUUAGGUAAGACCUCUAGUACUUUGGUUUCCAAGUUGAUGAGUUCCAAGAUGCCUGGUGGAUUCUCUUUGACCGUUGCCAAGAAAUACCUUGAAACUAAAUUCGGUUUGGGUCCACUUAGACAAGAUGCCGUCUUGUUGACCGGUGUUGUCAACGAACCUUCUGCUCGUUUGGCCUCCGAAGGUGAUGCCAAAGCUUUCUUGGAUGACGCUGCUCAAAAAUAUGCUGCUUCUAAUGGUGUCACCUUGGGUGCUCCAGCUGCUGCCGCUGCCGCCCCAGUUGCUAUGGGUGGUGCUCCAGCUGGUCCAGCUGGUCCAGCUCAAGCCAUUCCUGAUGAACCAGUUAAGGCUCAAUUAUUGCUUCAUGUUUUGGUUGCUGCCAAAUUGAAGAAGCCAAUGGAACAAAUUCCAUUGUCCAAGUCUAUUAAGGAUUUAGUCAACGGUAAGUCAACCAUUCAAAACGAAAUCUUGGGUGAUUUGGGUAAAGAAUUCGGGGAAACUCCUGAAAAACCAGAAGAAAUCCCAUUGCAAGAAUUAGCCGAAACUAUGCAAGAGGGCUUCUCUGGUCAAUUGGGUAAGACUUCUAGUAGUUUGAUCAACAAGUUGUUUGCUGCUAAAUUCCCAGGUGGUUACGGUAUCGGUGUUGCUAGAAGAUAUUUGGAAUCCACCUAUGGUUUGGGUGCCGGUAGACAAGAUUCCGUUUUCCUUGUUGCCUUGGCCAACGAACCUGCUGCCAGACUUGGUGGUGAACCAGAAGCUAAGGCUUUCUUGGAUGAAUCGGCUACUAAGUACGCUUCUACCGCCGGUAUUUCUCUUUCCCAAGGUGGUGCUGGUGGUGCUGUCGGUGGUGGUGCUAUGAUCGAUACCGCCGCUUUGGAAGAAAUCACCAAGGACCAAAAGUUCAUGGCUAAGCAACACUUGAAGGUUUUGGCUAAGUACUUGAAGGUUGACCUUAAGGAUGGUGAAAAGCAAUAUUUGAAGCAAAAGGAAGCCAAUGAACUUUUGCAAAAGGAGUUGGAUUUCUUGUCCGAAGAAUUGGGAGAAACUUUUGUCAAUGGUAUUAAGCCAUCUUUCUCCGCCAAGAAGGCUAGAGUUUACAACUCUUACUGGGCCUGGGCUCGUCAAGAUCUUUUGAGCAUGUAUUACGAAAUUAUCUUUGGUAACUUGUCUGAAAAGGACAUUAACAGAGACAUCAUUGCCAAGUGUAUCAGCAUCAUGAACAGAGCUAACCCAGAAUUGAUCAAGUUUAUGGAAUACUUUGUCAACGUUGUCGCUAACGAAAAGGCCGCUAACUCUAAGGACUCCAAGAACAACUAUGAAUUGGCUAAGCAAUUGGGUGGUGAAUUGAUCAAAAACUGUAAACAAGCUUUGAGCCAAGACCCAGUUUUUAAAGAUGUUAGAUACCCAACCGGUCCAAAGACUAAGAUCACUGAAAAGGGUGACAUUGUCUUUGAAGAAACCAGAAGAGAAAACAUUAGAACUCUUGAAAGUUACAUCAGAAGCAUUGCUCAAGGUUCUGCCUUGACCAGCAAGGUUCCAACUCCAGGUGCUGUUGUUGCUGUUUCUUCUGAUGAAGAAUACGAGCUUUGCGAUGAAGGCUAUGACUCAGCCUCCGAUGAAGUUGCCUCUUUGUCCAGCUUCUCUUCCAUCAAGAAGCCAGUUUCUGAAAGUAUCAAGUCUGACAGAAACCCAUUCUUGUUCAUGCAAAAGAAGACCAGUACUGGUGAAUGGGUCUACGAUACCCAGUUGACUUCCACUUAUUUGAAUACCUUAGAAUCUAUGGCUGUCAAUGGUGCUAGUUUCAAGAAGACUGUUUUGUUGACUGGUGCUGGUAGAGGUUCUAUUGGUGCCGAAAUCUUGAAGGGUCUUUUGUCUGGUGGUGCCACCGUUGUUGUUACUACUUCCCGUUUCUCUUUGAAGGUUACCCAAUUCUUCCAAGACGUCUACAAGACUUAUGGUGGUAGAGGUUCCAAGUUGAUCUUGGUUCCAUUCAACCAAGGUAGUAAGGCUGAUUGUCAAAGUUUGAUCAACUUCAUUUAUAAUGAACAACAACUCGAUUUGGACGCCAUUAUUCCAUUCGGUGCCAUUCCAGAACAAGGUAUUACUGCUGCUUCUAUUGACUCCAAGUCCGAAUUGGCUCAUCGUAUCAUGUUGACCAACAUCAUGCGUAUUUUGGGUUUCGUCAAGAACGCCAAGGAAUCAAGAGGUAUCAACACCAGACCAGCCCAACUUUUGUUGCCAAUGUCUCCUAACCACGGUUUGUUUGGUAAUGAUGGUUUGUACUCUGAAUCUAAGAUUGGUUUGGAAACUCUUUUGAACAAAUGGGACUCCGAAGACUGGAAGAAUUACGUUACCGUUACUGGUGCCAUUAUUGGUUGGACUAGAGGUACUGGUCUUAUGGCUGUGUCUAAUAUUGUUGCCGAAAAGAUUGAAUCCUACGGUUGUAGAACUUUCUCUCAACAAGAAAUGGCUUUCAACUUAUUGGGUUUGUUGACCGAUGAAAUCUCUGAAAAGUGUGAAGAAUUCACUCUUAAGGCUGAUCUUAAUGGUGGUUUCGAAAAGCUUUCUAACCUCAAGGAAAUCAACAUUGCCGCUAGAGAGAAAUUGAUGGAAGAAUCUGCUGUCAAGAGACAAAUUGCUAUUGAGUCUUCCUUGGACCACAAGUCUGUGUACGGUGCUGACGGUGACUUCAAGAGAAAGUCUGUUAAGCCAAGAGCCAAUGACAAAUUUGCCUUCCCAGCUCUUAAGUCUUACAAAGAAGUCAAGGAUAUGUCUCCACACUUGAAGGGUUUGCUUUCUUUGGAAAACGUUAUUGUUGUUACCGGGUUUGGUGAAGUUAACCCACACGGUAGUGCUGAAACCAGAUGGGAAAUGGAAAGUGCUGGUGAAUUCUCUCUCGAAGGUUGUAUUUACUUGGCUAACAUUAUGGGUCUUAUUAAGUUUGACCAAAAGACUUCUGGUUGGAUCGAUACUAAGUCCAACAAGCCUGUGGAAGAAGCUACCAUCAAGAAGACUUAUGAGGAAACUAUUUUGGAACACACUGGUAUCCGUUUGAUUGAACCAGAAAUGUUCGAUGGUUACGAUCCAAACAACAAGCAAUUCAUUCAAGAAGUUGUUUUGCAACACGAUCUUGAAGCAUUUGAAUCUUCUGAAGAAGAUGCUUUACACUUCCAACAAGAACACAAGGAAUUCUGUGAAAUUUUCCCAUUGGGUGACAGUGGUGAAUACCAAGUUUACAUGAAGAAGGGUGCUAAAUUGUUUGUUCCAAAGGCUUUGCGUUUCGACAGAUUGGUUGCCGGUCAAAUUCCAAGCGGUUGGGAUGCCAAGAAAUUCGGUAUUUCUCAAGAUAUCAUUGAUCAAGUUGAUGUUGUCACUUUGUUCAACUUGGUUUCCACCAUUUCUGCCUUUAUCAAGUCUGGUAUCAGAGAUCCAUAUGAAUUGUACCAAUACAUCCACGUCUCUGAAAUUGGUAUCUGUACCGGUUCUGGUAUGGGUGGUGUCACUGCUCUUAAGGGUAUGUUCAAGCACAGAUUCAUGGAAAAGGAAGUUCAAAACGAUAUUUUGCAAGAAUCUUUCAUCAACACCAUGUCCGCUUGGGUUAAUAUGUUGAUCUUGUCCUCUUCUGGUCCAAUCAAGACCCCUGUUGGUGCUUGUGCUACUGCCGUUGAAUCCGUUGAUACUGGUGUGGAAACUAUUCUUAGUGGUAAGGCCAAGAUUUGUCUUGUUGGUGGUUACGAUGAUUUCCAAGAAGAAGGUUCUUAUGAAUUCGCUAACAUGAAUGCUACUUCUAACAGUAUUGACGAAAUGGCUGCUGGUAGAACUCCAUCUGAAAUGUCUCGUCCAUGUACUUCCACCAGAAACGGUUUCAUGGAAUCCCAAGGUGCCGGUGUCCAAAUUAUUAUGACCGCUGACUUGGCCAUUAAGAUGGGUUUGCCAAUCUAUGGUAUCAUUGCUAUGACUGCUACUGCUGCUGAUAAGAUUGGUAAGUCUGUUCCAGCCCCAGGUCAAGGUGUGUUGACCGUUGGUAAGGAAAGUCACGCUGGUAACAGCUCUAAGUUGAUCUUGGACCCAGCUUACAGAAAGAGACAACUUGACAGAAGAAUCAGAUUCAUUAAUGAAUCUUUGGAAGACGAAAUUAUGGAAAUCCUGACUGGUGAUGAUGAAGACAAGGAACUUUUGAUUGAAGAAGCUAAACAAUUGUCUCAAACUCAAGUUGAAGAAGCCAAGAAAUUCUUUGGUAAUGAAUUCUUCAAGAAGGACCCAAGAAUUUCCGAUCUUAGAGGUGCUUUGGCCACUUUUGGUCUUGGUAUUGACGAUAUUUCCCUUGCGUCUUUCCAUGGUACUUCCACCAAGGCUAACGAUAAGAAUGAAAGUGAUGUCAUCCACAACAUUUUGAAACAUCUUGGCCGUUCUGAAGGUAACCCAGUGUUUGGUAUCUUCCAAAAGUACCUUACUGGUCAUCCAAAGGGUGCUGCUGGUGCUUGGAUGCUUGAUGGUGUUCUUCAAGCCCUUAACUCCGGUAUCAUUCCAGGUAACCGUAACUUGGAUAACGUUGAUGGUGAAUUGCGUAAAUUCACUAACAUUCUUUACUUGUCUGAAACCAUCAAGACCGACAACCUUAAGGCCAGUUUUGUCACCUCUUUCGGUUUUGGUCAAAAGGGUGGUUUCGUUUUGGUGAUUCACCCAGACUACCUUUACUCUGCUCUUGAACAAAAGGAAUACGAAGAGUACGCUUCCAAGGUUAGUGAAAGAGAACAAGCUGCUUACUCUCACUACCACGAAUCCAUUGUCCAUGACUCCUUGUUCCAAGAAAAGGCCAACUCUCCAUACGACAAGACCAUUGAACAAAGCGUUUACUUGGAUCCAUUGGCCAGAGUUGUUCCAGGUAAAGAAGGUUUGGAAUUCACCAAGAAGGGUAUUCAACAAAACAAAUACUUGAGUGGUACUGAUGCCACCACCAAGACUUUGAUUAGUUUGACCGCUGGGGAAAAGAAUGUCGGUGUUGACGUUGAACAACUUGAUUCCAUUGACAUUGAAAACCAAACUUUCAUUGAACGUAAUUUCACCGAUGCCGAAAUUGCUUAUUGUAAACAAUCUCCACAUCCACAAUCUUCUUUUACUGGUACCUGGUCUGCCAAGGAAGCGGUUUUCAAGUCCUUGAGAACUAAGUCCCAAGGUGGUGGUGCUGCUUUGAAGGAAAUUGAAAUUGUUCGUGAAAACAACAUUCCAUCCGUGAAAUUGUCUGGUGAUGCCGCUGCCAAGGCUGCUGAAGCCAGUAUCACUGGUUUCAAGGUUAGUAUUAGUCAUGAUGAUGUUCAAGCCGUUGCUGUUGCUAUUGCUGAAUUUUAA